Messenger RNA from Tarenaya hassleriana, 1218 nucleotides. Its product is annotated as GDSL esterase/lipase At2g40250. The record is from RefSeq and is a predicted model, not a curated record. The transcript is spliced from 3 exons. Gene Ontology annotation, molecular function: hydrolase activity, acting on ester bonds. The coding region runs from base 115 to 1194 and encodes 359 amino acids. NCBI's taxonomy places the organism in Eukaryota, Viridiplantae, Streptophyta, Magnoliopsida, Brassicales, Cleomaceae.
UUAUCAUCAAUACCAUUACACCAACUUUCAAACCUGCAUUAAGAAAGAGUUAACCCCUUUUUAAUCACGAAAUUAGAUCAAAAUUUCAUGAUUAAUUAACCCUAAUCUAAAACAAUGAUGAACCCUAGUCGCAAAAUCACCACCGUUCUUACGUUCUUCACUCUUCUCCUGUUCUCCUACCAAUCACAUGCAUCACCUUCUCCACCGGUUACCGCCCUUUUCGUCUUCGGCGACUCCACGGUGGAUCCCGGCAACAAUAAUUACAUUCCUACCAUUUUCCGGGGAAACCAUUCUCCGUACGGAAUAGAUUUUCCGGGGAAACUUUCCACCGGAAGAUUCUCCAAUGGAAAACUCACCACCGAUUUCCUGGCAUCGUUUCUUGGUCUCAAGCCCACAUUGCCUGCUUACCUCGACCCCACGGUCCAACCCGGUGACUUAUUGACCGGAGUCAGCUUUGCCUCGGCGGGGACCGGUUUAGACGACCGGACGGCGAGGUUGUCGUCGGCUUUGACAAUGGACAAAGAGUUGACUUACUUCGAUGAGGCUGUCGGAAAGAUGAAGAAGGCGGUGGGAGAUGGGGAGACUAAUCGGGUGAUUAGUAACGCUUUGUUCGUGAUUAGUGUGGGCACUAAUGACAUGACCAUUAAUCUCUACGAUCAACCUUUCGGAGGAUUUAAGUCGGUUUCCAAUUAUCAAGAUUCCUUGUUGAACAAACUCGAAGGUGUUAUCAAGAGACUAUACCAAAAAGGCGCGAAGAGGUUUAUCGUGUCGGGGCUACCGCCGAUCGGAUGUGUUCCGAUACAAAUAACAAUAGAGAGCCUCAAACAAUAUCCUCGCAUGUUCAAAAGGGCGUGCUCGGAUGAGCAAAACAACGACUCCCGGUUUUACAAUUCCAAGCUCCAGAGGCUAGCCCUCCGCUUGAACCAGAGUCUUUCGGGUUCCAAGAUUCUGUACCUCGACAUCUAUUCCCCGAUAUUGGACAUGAUCACUUAUCCAGAAAAAUACGGAUUGGAAGAAACGAAGAGAGGGUGUUGCGGGACGGGAAAAGUAGAAGCAGGACCGUUGUGUGACACGUGGAGUCCGACAUGUGAGGAUCCUUCGAAGUUUCUCUUCUUCGAUUCCAUCCAUCCUUCCCAGACGGCUUACUCUUCCAUCGCCAAAAACGUCUCCGUCUCCUUAUUCCCUCUCCUUUAGAUAUAUGUAUAUAUACACACAUAU